AAUCCUCAUUCUUCAUCCCUCAGCCAUCCGAGCUUCAAUCUUACUCACCUUCGCUUUGUUGCACCCAACACGCACUAUUUUACACACUCAAUUUCAGCUAAGCAUUUUCACAAACACAAAGCAGGCAUAAUGAGUGGGAUAUUGAAACAACCAGGUGCAUUCGCCAUCUCCCCACAAGGUUUCAGUCUGCAUUCUGCUCAAGAUCUAUGUCCCCCUGCUCAAAUCUCCCUCCCUUUCCCUUUAUCCUCAGUUGCCCACCACAACCGCCUCGGAUUGUUCUUGCUCUCCCUCACCAAGUCGUGUGAUGAUAUAUUGGAACCAAAAUUGGAUGAACUCAUCCAUCAGUUGAGAAUGAUGAGCCAAAAUUGGAUGUCGACUUGGAUUAUUGAUCAGUUGAUGACUAUGCUGUCGUCUCUGUCGUCACCUGAUGAUUUGUUUAAUUUUUUUAGUGAUAUACGAGGAAUACAUGGGGGUCCUGAUUCGGGUGCCAUUGAAGAUGAUCAAAUUAUUUUGGACCUUAACAGUAACCUGGGCAUAUUUCUUCGGCGCUGUGUGCUUGCUUUCAAUUUGUUAUCAUUUGAGGGUGUGUGUCACCUCUUGACAAACAUAGGGAUAUACUGUAAAGAAGAAUUCUCAAAUUGUCCUCUUGACAAAGCACCUAGUUUAGAUGAUUCUAGUAGUAAUUUGGAGAUGCAUUUAGAAUAUGAGAACAUGGAACUGGAGAAUUUUGUAUAUGAAAAGGUUUCAGAAGAAAUUGAAGCAAGAAAGGAGGCUAAUGAAAGAAUUCCAUUCCAUCUUCAUGUACCAAAUACGCUUGUGAGUUUAGUUGAUGAUAUUGAUGUUUCGGGUGAUUUGGCAUCUAAACAUAGUGAGAAAGUUAGAGUAGCUAGUCCUUAUGGAGAUCCUUCAAGUAACAUGCUUAGAGAUGAUGAUCCUAGUGGUGCAGUAUUCCUGCGCACAAACUGGCAGGUGCAAGGGUGCUUACAAGAGCAAGCUGAUAUAAUUGAAAAGAAUGGAGGUGUUGUCUCUUUGAAUGGGUUUGAAAUUGUUCUACGACAGCUACAGAAGUUGGCACCUGAACUACAUCGAGUUCACUUUCUGAGUUACUUGAAUAGUCUUUCUCAUGAUGAUUAUAUUGCUGCUUUGGAGAAUAUUCAUUGCUACUUCGAUUACAGUUUCUCUCGAGCCCGUCCUCGUGUUACCAAGUCGUGAGUGAAUUAAUAACCAAACAUAGCGAAAUCCGACCUAUCCACCGGAAACGCUGUUCAUGCUUCCUACCUCCUCCACUCCGGCA
Arachis duranensis is the source of this 1294-nucleotide messenger RNA. Its product is annotated as anaphase-promoting complex subunit 5. NCBI's taxonomy places the organism in Eukaryota, Viridiplantae, Streptophyta, Magnoliopsida, Fabales, Fabaceae. Gene Ontology annotation, biological process: positive regulation of mitotic metaphase/anaphase transition; anaphase-promoting complex-dependent catabolic process; protein K11-linked ubiquitination. The coding region runs from base 130 to 1212 and encodes 360 amino acids. Gene Ontology annotation, cellular component: anaphase-promoting complex. The record is from RefSeq and is a predicted model, not a curated record. The transcript is spliced from 8 exons.